GCUUUAUCACAGCUGUGACGCACACUGGCGCACGUCGUUGUGCGUCGUUGCUUGAGGUUGCUUGACAGUUCAAAGAUGAUGACUUCCUCGCAGACCAAGUUGGAUUUAGGCGAGAAGGACACGGAGGACUCGGCGAUUUUGGAAGUAAGCACAGUCGCGGUCGGGGGUAUCGUCAAACAGGAAAGCCGCGAUGGAGAUUUCCUCUCCAAUUGUAGCAACUCCGUCGAUGGUUCAGUGAUUGCAUCUCCUUCCAUCGAUAGUUUCUCUACUCUACCGGAGCAAGAGAUAUCAGACUUUCAAAUAGAUUCUCGAGAUCUUCAAGUGAAAGUGGACAAUCCUCAGAAACAUCUGGAAACACUCGAGACUUACAUUACCUUUCGUAUAACAACAACGUCCACAAGAGCAGAAUUCGACGAGGGAGAGUACAUCGUUCGGAGACGUUACAAUGAUUUUAUUUGGCUGCGACAGAAAUUGGUGGAUUCGUACCCGACGCAUAUCAUACCACCAAUGCCUGGGAAACAUACGCUACUCGCACAGUUGGAUCGCUACUCUAAGGAAUUCAUUAUAGCACGGAUGAAGCUGUUACACGUAUUUCUUAACAGAGUCGUUAAUCAUCCCAUUCUAAGCUGCGACAAAAAUCUGCAGAUCUUUUUGACCGCUAAACCUGCGGAGUUUCUUAUACAUCGUAAAAAUCGUGCAAAUGUUCUUGUAAAAAUGACCGAUUCUUUACAAAACAUAGCGAGCACGUACACCAUGAAACAACAUCAAUACGAGCUCGAGCAAAUUCGAGAUUAUUGUACAGCCUUAAGCGAAAAAUUAGGAACUAUAGAUAAGAUAAAUCAUUGUAUACACAAGGAGAGACAAGACUAUUUGCUCGAGUUGCAUCAACUGCAUCCAAUAUUCACCUUGUGGGCAACUUCUGAGCCAGAACUGGCUCCUAUUCUGCUGGCGAUUGCAAAGGCGAUAGAAUGUAACGCAGUGGCUCACCAGAAGCUUUUAGAAAAUGUUCCGAACGAAGAGCGAGAAUACAUUUCGUACAUAGACGCGGUCAAGAGCGCGCUAUCUCGGCGUGACUCGAUGCAAAUCAAAUACGAAUUGAUCGUCGAAGAUUUGGCAAAGAAAAGACUGGAAAAGGAUCAAUUAAUGGGCGUUACAAGCGGUGCAACAUCAGUGCAAAAUUGGGGUGGAUCGAUUUGGAAAGCAGAGUCGCGCGAUGAGAAGCUGGAAAGACUUGGACAGACGAUACCACGAUUGGCUAAGCAGGCAGAGGUGUUACAGGAUCGCGUGGAAUGCGCUAACGAGAAUUUACGCAGCGAUUUACAGAGAUGGAACACGGAGAAACAAACGGAUUUGAAAAAUAUGUUGAUCUCGACGGCGGAUCGACAAAUACGGCAUUACCAGCAAUGCAUGAACGCAUGGGACGAGGUCCUCACCGAUUUGAAAUUGGAUGGAAUAGUGUCGGAUGUUAGCGUGGGACCACCCAUGAAGAUACCUGUUUGAAUUGGCACAACUCCCCCGUCUUGGGCUCACGUACACACAGUAAACACCUCGUGCAUUUACAAAGGUAAACACGUAAACGUAAAACGUUUGCCAUUGAUAACGGAAAUUUUAUUGCAUUUAAGAAACUGACCUUACCAGCUUCAACGUCACUGCUUCAGCAAUUAAAUAACUUUGUCUCUUAAGUCUUGAAUGUUCUUUGUCGAAAGUUACGAUCGGUACUUACAUAAAUUACAAGUUCGUUAGUUAGACGCACAUGUUGCACAUUCGUAUAACGUAUUCGCUUAGUUUUCAGAUAUAAAAAGUUCACGGUGAGAUGGCUUUAUAAUACAAUAAGAUUGCGAAAUGACAUGAGAAAUUAAAUUAAAGUAUUUAAUCCUACAAGUAUAACUAGGGCAAAUUUUGGCAUAGAAUCGAUCAAACUUUUUUCGCGUAUUUUCCUUUAGAUCGCCAGUUAAGUUUGGGGACCAAGUACUAAAUGAUUUUUACGAUUUCUCGUUUCUCUUACUUUCAAUCCACGUACAAUACAUUCAUUGACAAUCAGUUUUAGUUACCCAUAUCUGGUAGUUACCAAAGUUAUCUAUAUACCAUAGAUAGUUAACGUAGCGUAAUGCUAGAAUAUAAUUUACAAAUCAGAGCAAACGCUUGCAAUGUUCGUUGUAUCGUGUACCCUUAUCUAUAUCGUUAAGUUUUGGACAAUCCACGCAGCAGCACUUAACAAUCAACUUAACCAUAUUCUCAUGAAAACAAAAAGAAGCACAUUAUCUAUACAACGUAUUAUAUCGGCUGUUAUUCAUACUUGGGACUAAUGAGUCUUGAGAUGGUUAUUAUAUAUUGUAUAUACAUACACGCACACGAUAUAUAUAGUACUUAUGUGUGUGUGUGUAUAUGGGGUACGUUUCCAAUACAUCCAUUACAAUGUACACGUUAUCGUAAUAAUAAUGAAACUCUUAGAUUUGUAUCAAUAAAUAAAUUAUUGUUUGCAACA
Messenger RNA from Hylaeus volcanicus, 2485 nucleotides. RefSeq names its product sorting nexin-30-like. The record is from RefSeq and is a predicted model, not a curated record. Lineage: Eukaryota; Metazoa; Arthropoda; Insecta; Hymenoptera; Colletidae. Bases 76 to 1500 code for a protein of 474 amino acids. The transcript is spliced from 7 exons. Gene Ontology annotation, molecular function: phosphatidylinositol binding.